AUGAGCUUACGCGUUGCAACUGUUGAGCCAACGACGUCAGAGGACGCUUGGGAUGAGACCGAAAACGACUCUCCCGAUGCGGUCGCGUCCCUGGGGCGCGCGCUUACCACGCAACUCGAUAAGGGCGGCGGUGGCCUACCACCGCCACGAGUGAGCGAACCCGACGCAGACGGCAUUGUUACGAUCGUGGAUUACUACGUCAACGACGAAGGAUACGUUGUUCAGCGGACUCGGCGCGUUCGUCGUCGUCUUGAGCGACGGCGGGUGUGCGCUGCAGUUGCAGAGCGGCGGCGCUGCUGGCGCAAGUUUGGGGUCGCCGCUACCGAGAACGCAAACACCACCACACAGGCAAACGAAGACAUUCCCAUCGAGUGGAACACGCGUAACACCGAGGUCAGCGAUGACGAGGAAAGUGGCGAGGCGGUGCCAAGUUUGGGUGCGGCACCGUCUUCGGCGAGCGGCGGCGGCGGCGGCGGAAGCGGUAGUGGCGAAGACCUCAUGACCAACAAGUCUAUUGUAGUUUGCCGUAUAUGUGGGCGCGUUGGUGAUCACUGGACACUUCGUUGCCCCUAUAAGGGCUUACAAGGGGCCGCCGAUGGACUCGGUCUUCCUGGUAGCGCCGCCUCAACAGCUCCAGAUGGCAUACUCGGCGCGACUGGGGCAGUUGGGGCUCCCAGCGCAGGGUCGGGCGGCAGCAUGGCGGCGAGUGCCACGAGCAGCGGUGCAACUCGAUAUGUGCCGCCAUCGAUGCGGUCAGGAGCAUCGGCGCGAUUGCGUGAGGGAGAUUCCCUCUAUGGACGUCGCGAGGAAAACUCCAUCCGCAUCAGUAACUUGACGGAGGGUGCCACAGAAGAUGACUUGCGGCAGCUGCUUGAGCCAUUUGGGCGAGUUGUGCGCAUCUAUCUGGCACGCGAUAAGUACACCGGCGCGCCGAAGGGUUUCGCGUUCGCAGCGUUCGCGGAACGCUCAGCAGCGGAACGUUGCAUCGCCAAACUGAAUGGUUUCGGUUACGAUCACUUAAUUCUCUCCGUCGAAUGGGCACGUCCCAGCGGUGAUCGCGCAAAUGCCGCGAGUUCCGUGAACCCUGGAGCUUAG
Molecule: messenger RNA, 1095 nt
Organism: Cyanidioschyzon merolae strain 10D
Lineage: Eukaryota; Rhodophyta; Bangiophyceae; Cyanidiales; Cyanidiaceae
Product: eukaryotic translation initiation factor eIF-3 subunit G
Exons: 1
Coding region: 1-1095 (364 amino acids)
Cellular component (GO): cytoplasm; eukaryotic translation initiation factor 3 complex
Molecular function (GO): RNA binding; translation initiation factor activity
Source: RefSeq, a predicted model, not a curated record